UUGAACGUGGGAAACUUUAUUUCCUUAUGUUUGAAACAAAAUAAUUAUCUCUUGUGGCGUACCCAAAUGCUUGGCUUAGUUGAGAGUCAAGACAUGUAUGGCUUUCUUAAUGGAGAGACUCCUAUGCCAAAGCCUUGUGUCACUAGUGCUGAUGAUGGUGUGACCAAAGAUCAGCAAAAUCCUGACUUUGCAGCAUGGAAACGAUCUGACCGUCUCCUUCGAGGAUGGAUAAAUGGGACUUUGAGUGAGGAGGUCCUUGGACUCGCAGUCGGUCUUGAAACGUCUGCAGAAAUAUGGAAUGCCUUAGAGGAAGCGUUUGCACACUCUUCACAAGAGCAAGAGUUUCAAUUGAAUCAAUCAAUGACCACAAUGCGCAAAGGUAAUGAUUCAAUCCACAAAUAUAUUCGUAAGUUUAAAACUACUUGUGAUGAACUUGCAGCUAUUGGGAAACCUGUGCCGGAUAAGAACAAAGUCUUCUGGCUACUUCAAGGCUUAGGCAAGGAAUAUGAAAAUUUUGUGACAACAAUGCUCAAACCUCCAGUACCUUCAUAUCAUGAACUUGUGCCACUUCUUAAGAGUCAUGAGGCCCGGACUCAACUUCAUGAUUCUAGUGCUCAAGAAGUCCCUCAAAUGGCUUUCUACAACAAGCAAACUAAUGGGGGUCAGAAUCGACGUCGAGGUAAUGGAUAUAACCAUUUCAAUUCAAAAGGUCGUGGUUUUAUUCCAGGUGCCACAUCAAACUUCAGAAAGGAAGCCAACGAAGCACUUCCUAGCAUAAGAAAUUGGCACAGUGCACCACCAAGUCCAAAUAAGAACAAUUCAAGUUCAAGGGUGGUAGGUGAAAUCAAGAACGAAGUUGCUUGCCAAAUUUGUGGAAAAAGGAAUCAUACUGCCUUGAAAUGCUUCAACAGAUUCAAUCAUGCGUAUCAAGGUGAUCACCCUCCUACUACUUUGGCUGCUCUAACCAUUACUGCAAAUGAUGAUGAUGACUCAGAAUGGCAUCCUGACAGUGGAGCUUCUGGUCACAUGACUGCAAAUCCAGGUAAAUUAGGCAUUCAUCAUCAAUCUGCAUGUCCAAAGACACCAGAACAAAAUGGAGUUGCUGAGCGAAAACACCGCAAUAUUACUGAGUUAGGACUCACUAUGAUGUUUCAUGCUAAUAUUCCUUCUAAAUAUUGGGUUGAAUGUUUUAGCACAGCUGUGUUUCUAAUCAAUAGAUUGCCAUCUCCUACAUUAAAAAUGGACUCACCAUAUUUUCGUCUUUUUCAGAAGCAUCCAGAUUAUAGCUCCUUACGUGUUCUUGGGUGCAAGUGCUUUCCAUUUUUGGGGGAUUACCAAAAGAAUAAGUUGGAACCUAAAUCACUUCCAUGCAUUUUUCUUGGAUACAAUACAAAGCACAAAGGUUAUAAAUGUCUAUAUCCCCCAACAAAUAAAAUCUUUGUCUCACGUCAUGUUGUCUUUGAUGAAAUGCAGUUCCCUUUCAAAAAUCCAUGCGAACUCUAUGAUACAAGUAAAAUUGGAGGAGAGCUGUCCACAUACAAUGAAUGGAUCAAGACUCAACUGGAGCAGGAGACAGUAAAUCACUCAAACCUUCACAUCUCUGAUCCAUCGUUAAUUUCUUUGCCACAGGAAAGCUCUACCCCGAUUGAACAACUGAAAAUGAAUUGCGGCUCGCAAGAUGACAACAGGCUUAAUGAAUCACCAACCACAGAGACCAUGGAAUCAACAAUAAGCCAGCCGACCGAGUUGACUCAAUCUCAUAAUGUGAAAUCAUGCACUGGACAAUUGAAUCCAUCUCAAGAUAGCCAUCAUGCUGGUGAUUUACCUUCCAUACACGUGGAAAUGGAGACAAAUCAAAAUGGUGCUCAAAAUUCAAGCCUCCCUUCAAAUAAUUCCGAUGAUCAAUUCACGAGUUCCAACAGACCAGAAGUUGAAUUGUCUCGCACUCAUAACUUGGUUACUCGAGCUCAACGGGGAAUCACUAAGCUGAACCCUCGAUAUGCCUAUCUUCACAAAGAAAUUCCAAGAGAACCAAAAACCGUGAUAUCGGCAUUGAAGAACGAUGGGUGGAAAGCUGCCAUGCAUGAAGAACUACAUGCUUUAAAAAUAAAUGAUACAUGGGAUCUUGUCCCAAGGGAGGCUCACAUGAAUGUGGUAGGUUGUAAAUGGGUUUUUAAAACCAAGUUAAAACCUGAUGGGAACUUGGAUCGCUUGAAAGCUCGAUUGGUUGCCAAGGGAUUUCACCAAAUUGAAGGGCUUGACUUCUUAGAAACCUUCUCUCCAGUUGUCAAACCAGCAAGCAUACGCACUGUCAUCACUACGGCAUGCAUGAAAGAUUGGACAAUUCGACAACUUGAUGUUAAGAAUGCAUUCCUCCAUGGGUAUCUUUCUGAACCAGUAUAUAUGGAGCAACCUCCUGGCUUCAUUGACUCUGUGCAUCCUUCUCAUGUGUGCCGCCUGAAGAAAGCUUUAUAUGGACUUAAGCAAGCUCCAAGAGCCUGGUUGUCCUAUUACUCAUCGCUCUACAACAAGAUAUUGCACCUUCCUUGGAGGAAAUUGCAUUUCUUGGUGUGCAAAGAAACAACCAACUGUUUCUCUUUCAAGUGCAGAAGCUGAAUAUAAAUCGAUGGCAUCUACAACAGCUGAGAUAACUUGGCUAACUUAUCUACUCCGAGAUAUUGGUAUUGACAUCCCCAAUCCACCAAUCCUCCACUGUGAUAAUAUAAGUGCCUUGCACAU
This is a messenger RNA of Rubroshorea leprosula, 2739 nucleotides long. The record is from the annotation of a GenBank genome assembly. NCBI's taxonomy places the organism in Eukaryota, Viridiplantae, Streptophyta, Magnoliopsida, Malvales, Dipterocarpaceae.